Molecule: messenger RNA, 766 nt
Organism: Lecanosticta acicola
Lineage: Eukaryota; Fungi; Ascomycota; Dothideomycetes; Mycosphaerellales; Mycosphaerellaceae
Source: the annotation of a GenBank genome assembly
AUGCAAGACCAUGACCUCGAAGCCAUUGGCGUCGAUCCCAUUAUGCUACCAAUGUCGAAUCCUCCAGACUACAUUGCAUAUGCCAACAUGAUAGUCGAAGAAGGAGUCAAGAUUGUUGAGACGGCGGGGAAUAAUAUCAAGAAAGCUAUUGCCGUUUUCAAGAAAGGGGGAUGCCAGAUUCUGCAUAAGUGCACGACCAUAAAACAUGCUCUUUCGGCUGUGAAGCUUGGUGUCGACUUUCUCUCCAUCGAUGGAUUCGAGUGCGCGGGUCAUGUUGGAGAGACAGACAUUUCCAAUGUCGUCCUCUUGUUACAAGCGAGACAACAGCUCGGCGACGUUCCGUUCAUCGCCAGCGGUGGUUUUGCCGACGGACAAGGACUAGCCGGUGCGUUGGCUCUCGGCGCAUGUGGAAUCAACAUGGGUAAAAAAUUCAAUGUGCACUGUCGAAGCACCCGUUCAUUGGAAUGUCAAAGAGUCGAUAGUGGAAGCCAGCGAGAACGGUACGGAACUGAUCCUAAGGAGAUGGAAGAACACGAACCGGUUAUUUAAGAACAAGGUGACGGCUGAGGCGACGAGAAUCGAGAGGGAGAGUACCACGGGAAAGUUUGAAGAGGUGCUGCCUCUAGUCUCGGGGGCAGAGAGGGAGGCAGGUUUUCCUGAAUGGCGAUCCGGAUCAUGGGGUAGCUGUCAUACUCUGUUUGUGGAUGUCGCCGGAAACGCUGAUGGAUAUGACAGGUCUGGACUGUUGGUCUCUGCAUUGAUUUGA